AUGGUUCUUCUGGAGAAGAAACACUGCUCUGAUGUUCUGUGGUGUGCUGAUUUAUCUCAGCUCACUGACUGUUUAUCUUCACACAAACUCUUCCCACAGCUGCGCACCGAUGCUGAGAAGCGCUCGCUGGUUGAAAGUGGCCUUUCCUGGUACAGCGAGGAGGGGAAGGCACAAUGCCGGAAUGAGGGAGGAUACGACACAGGCAGCCUUAAGGCGGAGUCGUCCAGCAAAUGGAAAAAAAGCCGAUCUCAGGAUGACACGGGAGUCAAGGGUGAGCUGAGGAAACCGCAGACGCUUGGCCACCCGCCCAGCGGACUGAAGAAGAGCCGUAACCCUCCUGUAGGCGUGACCUCCCCCAUCACGCACACCUCACAGAGCAUGCUCAAAGUGCCAGGAGUUCCAAAGAACGAUCAGCGAGUCGUGGAUAAAGCCAAAAUGCCAGUGAAAUCCUCAGGCUUACAGCGCUCCAGUUCGGAUGCAGGGAAAGAUCGUGGCGAGCACAGAAAACCUCCCUCUGGUCUCAUCCGUCCCUCUGCCGGCACGGUUAAUUCCUUCGGUUACAAGAAAACCGUUCCAACUACCGGCACCGCCACUGUGCUAACAACUAGUGGAAACACCGUCUCCGAAAACUCUGCGAUUGUCAACAAAACUCCUAAAACCUCUGGUAUCCCAGUGAAACCCUCUGCCGGCGAGGUGGGUGGAGGACGCAAGACCAGUCUUGAUGUGUCGAACUGUGAUCAAGGUUUCAUGGCUCCGAACGCACGCAACAACAUCCAGUAUCGUAGUCUCCCGAGACCUGCUAAGUCCAGCACCUUGAGUUUGACGGGAGGACGGCCGGGCGCUCGUCACGUCAGCAGCAAUAUGGACGCUGGUCUGCAGGGCCUAAAAACAGUGCCCGCCCCGUCCAGACUGAAGGAACCAGGCAGUGUUAAGAGCUCCCAUCGGGCCAGUACAGGAGGGUGCGCUCCGGUCAACCAGACGGACCGGGAGAAGGAGAAGGCCAAAGCCAAGGCGGUGGCGUCUGAUUCUGAGUGCGGCGGAGGCGGCCUGCUAAAGAACGGCACAUUGACACCAACACAGAGCACGCUGGAGCCUCCUUCCAGACUACUUGGGCUUCGGCAGCCAUCCAGCGUGGGCAAAUAUUCAGAGCUGCCCUCUCCCAACUCUCAGAGGCCCUCCAGUGCCAGAUCACUGCCCAAACCUGCUCACUUGGACAAGGUCAACUCCAACAGCCUGGACUGUGGGAUAGUCAGCGUGGAGGACCAGCUUCCUCCCAAAGUGCCGCCCUUCUCCAAAUUACAAGAACUAUCAGGAAUUAGCAGCACAAGCUGUCUGACGCCCAGUCCAGCUCCCAUCCUCAAUGUCAAUUCCUCUGAGUGUUUCUCCAGCGCCACCAUGGGCCGAGGGGGCAGCGCUGGCGGCUCUCCCUCGAUCUACCCCCGCCUCUCUGGGCUGCACCGUAGCAUGGAGUCCUUGUCUCUGCAGAUGAGUGUGUCUCCAGCAGGGGGCGGCAUGUCAGAGCCCAGGCCCAGACAUGAGGACAGAGGGACGGAUGGUGGCUGGUCGACAGGAAGCAGGGUCUCGCUCACACUCACAACAGACAGCUCACAAAGGGACAGAAAUACUCUCCCAAAGAAAGGCUUAAGCCAGCACAUCUCCUCGCAGGCUGAGGAGGACAGCAAAGAGAGACGUCACUCGCACACUAUAGUGAGCCUGACUGAGGUCAACAGCCCGCCACAGUUCCCUUCACCCAUACUGACAGGAAAAACACCACUGACGAGCAUCAUAGCACCCAGUCCCACCUCAGGAACGCCAAGAAUGACCAGAUCCAACAGCAUCCCCGCUCACGAGGCCAGUUUUGAGCUGUAUCAGGCCUCUCCGCUGGGCAGCACCUUAUCGCUCGCCGAGCGGCCCAAGAGCAUGAUCCGAUCCGGCUCCUUCAGAGACAGAGACGCCGGCGAUGACGUUCAUGGCUCAGUGCUCUCACUGGUGUCUAAUGCCUCCUCCAGCUACUCCUCAGCGGAGGAGAGAAUGCAGGGCGAGCAAAUCCGUAAGCUGAGGAGGGAGCUGGAGUCUUCACAGGAGAAGGUGGCCAAUCUGACCUCACAGCUGUCUGCUAAUGCCAACCUGGUGGCAGCAUUUGAGCAGAGUCUGGCCCUCAUGACCUCUCGACUCCAGACCCUCUCUGUCAGCUCUGAUCAGAAGGACAGUGAAUUACUGGACCUUAGAGAAACAAUCGAGAGCCUAAAGACCAAGAACAUGGAGGCGCAGGCCGUUAUCCAAGUCGCACUCAGUAACCCAGAUGUUGCCCCCAAAGAGUUGCGAAUCAGGAGGCAGAACUCAUCCGAGAGCAUCUCUAGUCUGAACAGCAUUACCAGUCACUCCAGUGUGGGCAGCUUGAAAGACGACGCCAAGAAGAAGAAGAAAAAGAGCUGGUUACGAAGUUCUUUUGGCAAGGCGUUCAGCAUUAAGAAGGGCGCUAAAGGUGGCUCCAUGUACUCUGAUAUUGAAGAGAUCGCCACUCCAGACUCUUCUGCACCCAACUCACCAAAACUGGGUCAUGAAGAUGGAGAGAACCCGCCCACUUCCCUCCCAUCCAGCCAAUCAGCCACCUCCUCUGUGAUCCAUGAAAGCAACGAGGAAAACGAGAGCGAUGAGAAGAUGGUGUCAGAGCUGCGGUCUGAGCUGUGGGAGAAAGAGAUGAAACUGACGGACAUUCGGCUAGAAGCGCUGAGCUCAGCACAUCAGCUGGAGCAGCUACAAGAGACCAUGAACAACAUGCAGAGUGUGGUGGAGAGUCUGAAGGCAGAGAACGAUCAGCUGAAAACAGGAAGUGCUCCAUCAUCCCUUGUCCUUCCUUGCAGCCCACCUUCUACUUCCACCUCCCAGCCGUCUGGUCUGGCCAGCCUCCUGAACUCCAACCAAACCAAACCACCCAUGAGCCUCACCAAGUCCUUUAGCCUCAGCCUCAAUGAGUGCUCCAACACUGACAUUGCUCCUAUGGAGUUACUGAGCCUGUCAUCUCAGAGGAAUGAGGUCUUUACGCGUGUGGUGGUCCGUAUAGCUGACCAGCAAGUGUCCAGAGAGGUGAGGCAGCAGGAUUUCUACAUCGGCUCUGUGAGGAUUCGUGGGAAAACUGAAUGGUCUAUGUUAGACACGGACAUCUCCACAGCUUUCAGGGACUAUAUUUCGCAGGUGGAUCCUAGUGCGAGUAUGGGACUGUCUGUCGACUCUAUCCACAGUUACAGUAUUAAUCAGAGCAGGAGGGUGCUUGGAGCCGAAGCCCCAGAAAGUUCACCCUGUGACUGUUUAAAAAAGGGCCCUGGACUCGUCACUGUCGCCCUCAAAGGUUUUAAGGAGAAGUGUGUGGACAGUCUGGUGUUUGAGACGCUCAUCCCCAAGCCCAUGAUACAACACUACAUAAGUCUGCUUCUGAAGCACCGACGGCUGGUCCUGUCGGGCCCCAGCGGCACGGGGAAGACCUAUCUCACCACCCGACUGGCUGAGUACCUGCUGGAGAAGAGCGGCCGUGAGCCCGGCCCUGGCCUUUUCACCACCUUCAACAUGCACCAACAAACCUGCAAGGACCUCCAGCUGUACCUGUCUAAUCUGGCCAAUCAGAUUGACCGAGACUGUGGCACUGAGGACAUUCCAUUGGUCAUUAUCUUGGACGAUAUCAGUGACGCGUCUUCCAUCACUGACCUGGUCAACAGUGCACUGACCUGCAAAUAUCACAAAUGUCCUUACGUCAUUGGAACCACCAAUCAGUCUGUUAAGAUGCCAUCCAAUCAUGGCCUGCAUCUCAGCUUCAGAAUGGUCACCUUCUCCAACAACGUGGAGCCUGCAAAUGGUUUCCUAGUGCGUUACUUGCACAGGAAGUUGAUCGAAACGGAGGAUGAAGGCACAGUUCACAGCGCUGAGGUGCUGAGGGUUCUGGACUGGGUGCCUAAACUCUGGUACCAUCUCCAUACCUUCCUGGAGAAACACAGCACCUCUGACUUCCUCAUAGGUCCCUGCUUCUUCUUGUCUUGCCCAGUAUCAUUAGCAGAGUUUCGCUCCUGGUUUAUUGAUCUCUGGAACCAGUCCAUUAUUCCUUAUCUUCAGGAGGGAGCUAAGGAUGGUGUGAAGGUCCAUGGUCAGAAAUCAGCAUGGGAGGAUCCAGUGGAGUGGGUGAGGGAUACGCUGCCCUGGCCUUCAGCUCAACAGGACCAGGCCAAACUCUUUCACCUCCCUCCGCCAACCACUGGCCCCAAUUCUGCUCUAACACAGCAGCCCAGUGACGACAGGGUCACGUCCAACAAGGACACGUCUCUGUCCACAAUGGAGUCCGAUCCACUGAUGGCGAUGCUGCUGAAACUCCAGGAGUCUGCCAACUACAUCGAAUCACCCGAACGGGACAUUUCUGGCAACCCCACUUUCUAGGCUGAGCUAAAAGACUCGAGAGCUUACUAAUGGCUAGUGCUGUUACAAAACACUGUUCUGUACAGCUGAUUUGCACCUCCUGUCUCCUUCAAAAGACUUGUGAGAGUCGAGAAGAGAAACUCUCAAGAACAACCAUGUCAAGGCAGACAAAACUCUUAAGUCUGAAAGAAAAACAGAAGAACUGAUCCUGCCAGAUCUAUGCGAGAAUCUUUUUUGCACUGUUGUCUUAACCGGUCCUUCCUUUGCUUAUUUAACCUGCAAGUGGCAUGGCAAUACUUGCAACUGGGGAUUGUGAAGAUUGGACGAUUGUGAAGAUGAAAUGUUCUUAUCUACCAUACUGGGAACAAAAUGUGCUCCACAGUUGUUUGAUAUUACUUUUGACCAUAUGGACCAAAAAUCUAUUUAUUCUUGUUUGCAAAAGUACCAACACUCCAUCCUCAAGAUCAAGUCGCCUGAACCCUGUACACAAAGGUGCAGUUACAUUUAGACCAACUCGCAUGGAUGCAAAAUGUAAUGUACAAGAUGGUGCUUAGAAUUCAGCCUUAAAUGAUGUCCCUCCAUAUAUCAUAAAGUCAGUUCCAUAGCAAUCAGAAUAUUACUCUAUAUUACCUCACAGUUUGCAUAGUGAUGCAGUUUUAAGGUGCAGUACAUACCCAUAGCCAGGUUGCAUUCAUUCCUAUCAAACAUGCAGACAUCAGAAGGAUGUAGACUGUAGAGGAUGCACUUUGAUUCGUAGCUUUCAAUCAAGAGCACUGACUGGUUGUUCAAGAUUCGUAUGUUGUUCGCUCCAAUGGUGAGUUGUAGCAACAAAACAACCAAAAUUUGUGAGAGUUUGAGGCGACAUGAGUGAUAGAGACUCAUCAAGUUCAAUUAUAUGCAAACGUCAUGUGAUCUGCCGCCUGAUAUUGUUGAAAAAAGUUGCUGGAUUACGGUGGCACUUGGAAAUGCAGCAAAGCUGGGAAUGACUGCAGUAGGGUUCAUGUGAUCCACUGCCUGAUACAGUCGGAGGGCGACCUCAGGCAAAUAAAUAGCUGUCAGUUAUAACAAAGGUGCUGUUACCGGUGCAUGGGAACAGUAUGCAACAUAUUACUUUCAGUAAUUGUUUAUGUGAUAGUGCUUUUGACCUUAAGGUACAGAUAUACUUCAUUUUCCAUGUUUCCACACCAUUGAGCAUUCAAGCCCUUCACAGUAAACUUGAGCGUUGUGACCGUGAGCAUGUUCUAGUAAGCCUUCAAGCACUCAAAUCUCUUGCGCAAUCGCUGUUGUCCAUGCACAAGUCCAUGGCAUGCAGACACAAAAAAACGGGCUGCACACGAAUGUUGUGCACAGACAAGAAUUGCUUAACAUGGACUGUGCGAGCCAGAGCGAAACAUGGACAAGUGAAGUAUACUUUCAACUUUAGAUCCAGUACCCAAGGUGUUCAUUGAUCAUCAAGAUAAUCAAAGGCUUUGUUCUCACAGACACCCCAAACCAAAUUCACUUAACUUUGUGCUGAUGUAGCAACUAAUGUAGGCCCUGUUUCCACCUGGCAUUAACGUGUUUCAAAUGCAUCUCUUGUGAUCUCUUGUUUUUGGGUUUUGUUGAGAAACUCCCCUUUUAUUUUGGGAUACUCAACAUUUUUUUGCAAGAGUCCCAAGUGCGGCACACAAAAACUAUUAAAUGAAGGAAACCAUGUUGUGCAGCUUAUGAGCGAGCAGGAAUGUAAGCAAAUGAAAAAGAUACAGAUUGCAGCUGCCAACACCACGAAGUUUGCAUUACUUAUUUUGGUGCACUUUCUCUCAACACGUCCCAGAACAAUCAAGUGUUAGUUGAGCAGGUGGCAAGAAGGUGAUGUUUAACUUCAGUUCGGAGCACAUCCAGGACAAAUGAGGAUUCAUAUUAUUAAUGUGAUGUGGUCACAUGCAUUUUUGACUACCUCUGUAUGUGGUUUCAGUGAUCCGAUCACAGUUUUAGACCAUGUUUACACCUGCAUUUAGUGCCUAACACUUGUGAUCGGAUCAUCAAAAAUGCAUAUUAAUACAAGGUGGAAACAGGGCUGUAAAUAUACUGGAUAUUGGUUCCACUGCCUGAACAAAUGAAGCCAAUUUGAGCUCCUGCAAAAUAAGAUGUAGUUAGAUUGGUUUUGGAAACAAAUCAGGAUUGUUUGCAGUGUGAACAAAGCCAAAAUGGUUUAAACAAUUUGUUAUGUCUGGAGGAGGUUUAGCAAUUUAUGUUUGGCCUUUGUUAUGUCUAGAGUUUCAAAGCUAAAUCACAUCAGUGUUAGCUCAUGGUUUUACACACACUUAUGUCUUUUGGUCUUCUGUAACAAUGUAGCCAGUUUUGUAAAUGCUUAAUAGUUUUUUUUAUUAUUAUUUCUGGUCAUUUUAAGUCACAGGAUGACCCCAUAUCAGGGUCUUUUACAAACUCUCAAAUCAUUCCAGUAACAAUUGCAAUAAUGACAGAAUAUCUUGCAAUUCAACACAGCCUAAAAAAUAUCAAUGGUGGAUUGUAACUCAUUAAUGCGUUUGCUAUUGGAUGAUUACAGGUGCUCCAGAACUGUAUGUGCAUGAAAGCUUUAACUGAGGAAAAUUAUAGCUAAAAAAGGCACCUUAUUAUGAGACGCCAAAGGAUGUGUUGGCAACCAGUCUACAAGAGCAAAGAGAUCUUUUUCAUAAAUUACCAAAUUGAAACUGAAUUUCUCUUGUACAUGUACUAACCGGUUAGUACUAGCGCUAUAGCAAUGUCAGAUGAAACGUAAUCUGAGAAUGUAAACUGGAUCAAAACUUCAGUUUGCCAACACACCUAGUGCUCUAGAUGAUGCUUGCUGACUCUUGUGCUCGUGUUUACGUGUCCUGUUACUGUCAGACGUAGCUCUCCAAAUGAAUAACCAGAGGAGCAUUUUUUUAAGGUCUUUUUUCUCUGUUUUUUUUUUUUACUAACGGAUCUGAGUCUGACAUUUGUAAAUAGAUUUUCAAAAAAAAAUUGCCAAAAAAAAUGCAAACAAAAAAGGUCUAUGGUAGAACAAACAGAGCAAGGAUAAAGUAUAACGACUACUGUAUAAACUGAAUGUGUCUGUUUAGAUAUACAUUACAGCGAGGAUCGCGGUCAUCUCUCAGUUAUCACCUUUCCAGUAGAGGCAAGUUAACUGCCACAAAGUAACUAGAUCAUGUUGCCUAUGUACAUGUUUCACUAUAAAAGUGUCCUCUGUAUUCUCUUCCGGAUCGUACAAGGUAUUGAAUGGCUUUUACGAUUGAGUUGGCCAUAACAACCCAUAAAAAAACAGUAAAAAAAUAAGUGGCAGCGGUGCUUCAAAUCACACAAGUACCCCAAAAUCUGUCUUAACAGCUCAUCGUAUGAUCAUAAACUUCCCUUAAUCGCUUAAGGAUAGUUUGGGGCUUUGGGGAAGAUUCAAGGUAAAGGUGUUUGUCAUGAAAAUGUGCCUAAUAUAAGCCAACUCGUUGGACAUUGCAAUACCUAAACUAUUAUGUUUUGCAAGGGAUUGUUUGCUGUGGAGGAUAAGAAUGCGAGCGAACGUGUUAUCCUUUUUUAUGCUAGC
Sinocyclocheilus rhinocerous is the source of this 7957-nucleotide messenger RNA. Its product is annotated as neuron navigator 1-like. Lineage: Eukaryota; Metazoa; Chordata; Actinopteri; Cypriniformes; Cyprinidae. The coding region runs from base 1 to 4422 and encodes 1473 amino acids. The transcript is spliced from 26 exons. Gene Ontology annotation, molecular function: ATP hydrolysis activity. Gene Ontology annotation, cellular component: microtubule cytoskeleton; axon initial segment. Gene Ontology annotation, biological process: microtubule bundle formation; nervous system development; neurogenesis. The record is from RefSeq and is a predicted model, not a curated record.